GAACGCAAAAGAGAGCGCCUCAUGAAAGCGAAACAAUGGUGUUGACUCGUUCUUUCGUUGGCACCGUGCAGCAGUGUGAAGGAAAGAUGCCAACGUUCGAUGUCGCCCUUUCAUUCUGUUCUCGUGCGCUUGCUGCACGGUCCAAGCCGUUGGUUUGAAAAGGUUGGUUUAAAAAAAAUUUAACUUUCAACAACGUCGGGUGUGUGUCUCGUCUCCGCAGCGCGUUACGUAGGGAAUUUAAGUGUACGGAUCACUAGAAUGAAGUGAAAUUAAAUCAGAAACACAGAGUGUAUGCUUUAAUAUGUCUAUUAAAUAAUGUAAAAAAACAGAAACAAGUUUGAAAUUUGUAGCUUAAAACCAUCUCGUGCUGAUAAGACAGGAAGCAAGAACAACUUGCGCAAACAGUUUUCAGUGCUUUCAGUGCUACCAAUUCAAUACACAAUUGGGGAUCGGGUUCAUUAAAUGCUGGAUUCGACGUCUUUAUUCUUCAUUGCGUCGAAAGGUGUGUUCGUGUGCAAAAGAGUCAAGCGGAGAAAAAAAGAAAGGUAAAGCUGUGUUCUCGAUCGUGCGUUCAAUUCUAUUGUUGUAUGCAGCUGUGUUAUCAUCUCGUGACAAGUGAAAUGGUUUUGUGCAUGUUGGUGGGUUGCCAUUUUGUUAGCAUCAGAUUAGUUCGGAUUCGAUUGCUCAUUUGUACGGACAAUCUCUGCAAGCUGUUUAUCGAUCAUUUGUUAGCAUUAAAACCUGUUUUAAUAGAAAGAAAGAAAAUCAAAGGUUAAGUGACACAUGGUUUGGUUGUAUGUUCUGUUUUCUGGUAUUAAACGCGUUAUUUAUCAUUUAGAACAAAAAGAAAAUAAUUUUACGCUGACCUCUACACUAUUCAAACUGAUCGACGUUAGUGUGUAUAAAAUGUGAUAGGAAAAUGGGUGCUUAACAGACAAGUGCAUUUUUCUUCUUGCCGGUUGCAACACGAAAAGGCAAACCCGGUGAAUGGGAACCGUUGCCAUUUGGAAGUGAGUUUUUUUUAUUCGCUAAGUGUGAUGUUCUUCAUCAGAUUUAAGAGGAAUGCGUGUGUGUGUAUAUGGAUGGUGUAUAAAUUUCGGUAGAAAUUCUUGAUCGUCUUAAAAAUUCGCAAUCUUGUCCAUAUGUGUUUGUUUCGCGUUUUUCACCAGCAUUUCGGUAAUGCAGCUUGAGAAGAUAUUUCAAGUUUUACUUCACAAUAAGCAUGUGUGUUAAUGGGUCCAUGUGAUUAAAGCAAAUUUCAACAUGCAUAAUUGAUAAAGUGGAUUUUUUUUCAUCUUCUUGCUGUUGUUGAAAUAUAAAUGGCCGAUUUGGUGAAUAAAAUGAUAUUCCUCUCUCGUCCAUCUCGUCGGAUGAUGUUUGGAACAUUCUUCUCAACAACAGAAACAUAACGCUGUCCAUUGUGACUUAGUACACGGUUUUUUGUAAGCGUUGGGUGUGAUUUGUGAUUUGUUUUCUCGCCGCAUCGCUAGUGCGCUGGGGGGUGGGAGGACGUGAGAUGCUGCAAAAUUUUCCCGACUAAAUUUUCCCGCCGUGGGACGACUUGGAAAAGAGAGAAAAAGAGAGAGAUAGAGAGAAGAAAAACAUAGAUAAAUAGAUUAAAAAAAAAUAAAGUGCGAGAGAGUGCCACGCGCGUCGCAAGUUUUUGGUGUCGAUGUGGGAAUAGUGUGUGAAGCGACGUAUAAUCUGAUGCGCGUUUUGUUGUUUUGUUUUGGGGAGGGAAAAUUGCAUAGAAAAGAAGGCCCCCAUCCCAUACCCUUCUUCCCCCCGCCCCACCAAAUGCAACACAGUGAAAACACCGACGGGCUGGCAGGUCAAAAGUGAAACACAGUGAAUCAUGAUGAUGAUGAUGAGCAGGUGAAGAAGAUGAUGAUCGUGUUGAUGAUGAAGCAUAAGAAAGAGGCCGCCCACCGGGUUGCUGCAGUGUAACGUACCGGAGGUCGUGUGUGUGCGUGUGUGGCUGUGUGUGAUUGUGUGUGCGUGUGUACUGGGGGGGUGGGUUUUCAGGGGGAGCGGGGUUUGAAUAGGAGCGGGAAAGGUGGAAUUAAAAGAAGGCGGAAAAUUGGGUGGAAAAGUUACAAAUGUAUAUCUUUUGCUUCAUUUUUUUCUCUCGUUUUGCUUUGCGCGCGUUUCUUUCUUGCUCACAGCAAAAGGAAAAACACUCACCGCAGGUGCAGCAUGUGUUGGUGUGUUUUGGGCUGAUGGCUGAUCGAACGGAAAACGCAUCCACAGUGUUGUAGGUGGUUUUUUUUUGUUGUUUGCUCGUUGUUUUGUGUUUUUGUGUUUUUUGAGACCCCGAUGCCAACAAGCAAACACGCAUUUUGGUGUUUCGUACAUUCGCCUGGUGAGUGAGUGAGUGAGUGAGUGGGGUGGUUUUUUUUUUGGUGAGUGAGCUGUACGCGAGUGUGUGUGAGUGCGCUGUGGGUGAUGUCUAUUGGCGACAGCACAAUGGAAUUGGCAACGAGCACGACGGCACGAUACACCAAUGGAGGUGGUGCCGGUGGUGGAGUUGGCGUUCCAAUACCACCUUCGGGCACGGGCAGCAGCAGCAGCAGCAACAGUGCUGGGCCGUCCGGUGAGAGUUCAAACCAUACGACGGGCAACACGAUCACAGCACCCAGCAACACCAGCAACACCACUUGCACUAACGGCAACGCUGGUAACAAUAGUGCGAACAAUCUGAAACGAAGCAGCAUGCGGCUUAUCGCGAAUGUGGCGCCAUCCACACCGUCCGCAUCAACGUCCGCAACCGGGGUGGGUGCACCAUCAGCGGCACCUGCAGUCGGUACGGUGGCUACAACAGCAUCAACCACAUCUUCAACGGCAACCGCGGUCAUCGACACCGCCGCCUCAACCGUGUCCUAUCACCGACGACCGUAUCCGGAUGCGGCGCUACAGGAGGACGUACGGUACAACGGUGCUCCGGGUGGUGCCCUAGGGAACGGUGCUGGUGCUAAUGGUACUGCUAGCAAUGGCGCUGCCAAUUUGCAUCCCGCCCUAAUGCAGCUUCAGCAACAGCAGCAGCAUCACAGCAACGGCAAGCUGCUGAUGGGAAGCGGUAAUGGUAGCCCAACGUCCGCCGGUCCGGAACGGAUGCUGAUGAGCGGGGUGACCUCCGUUAACGGAAACGCUAGCAACAACGGCAACAACACCAACGGCAAUCAGACGCCAACACCGACGAUUGUCCCCGGCGGGGGUAACAACACCAACGGCAACAGCAUUCUAACGCAGGCCGGUCUGGAGGAGUACAGCCGGGCGUACUACGAGCAGACGACGAUGUACCAUCAUCAGAAGCAAUCGUCCUACGCACAAUCGGAGGGUUAUCAUAGCUACGUGUCGAGCUCUGACUCUAGCUCCACACCGUUCCUUGAUCGGCUGCGGCAGGAUAGUGAGCUGCUACUGUCCCGAUCGUCACACAACUGGUCCCAGCAGGACCUGCAGCAGUUAACAUCGUCAACGAGUAGCAGCAUCGGCGAUAAUCACAGCUCGGCCGAAAGUAACAGUUCCUCGACGGAAACGCUCAAAUGGCUCGGCUCGAUGAGCGACGUGUCUGUGGCGAGUCAUGCGACGAGCACGUCCGCUUUAUCCAGUGCCGGUUCAACCUCGCAGCUGAUCGCGCACAGUUCGCGCGUCCGCACGCCCCAACGCCACAAUUCCGAGAGCAUCCUGUACAUGUCGAACGAUGACCAAUCGACGCUCGGCGGUGUGUCCCAGUCGACGGGCUCGCUUCACAAUCACAACCAUAUGGUGACGCAUCGCCAGCAACAACAGCAGCAGCAGCAACAGCCACAUCCCCAGCAUAACCAUCACUUCCAUCGGCAUCAGCCACAUCGGCACAGUCAUUUGCACGCGAACGGUGCUACCGGCAACAACCAUCAUACACCGUCAUCUGCUUCGAGUACGGGCACUACCGGAUCGGUACCGAGUGCGACGGCUUCUGGUGCCCAAUCGCAACAACCAUCGCCGACGGGAUCGACGACGCAAUCGUCCAACGGUUCCGCCCCGAACACUCGCUCUAGUCGUAGCAAUAAUCGAUUGUUUCCUAUCAGCACGUACACGGAACCUCCUGGAAGUGGUGGUGGUGGCGGUGGUGGAGGUGGUGGAGGUGGUAGUGGCGGCAACAGCAACAACAGUAGUAACACUGGUAGCAUUCCGCAAACCAACGGUGGUGGUUCGAUGCUCGAUUUCAAACAACUCAACUCCCACAACUGGCAAUCGGUGGCGGAGCGGAUAAACGAGCUGGAAAAGCAUCAGCAGCAACAACAUCACGGGAUAAAUUUGCACAGCAGUAGUACAUCGAAUCUGAAUGGAAGCACUACUGGAGGUGGUGGCGGUGCCCAAGGAAAUAAAUCCCACCACAAUCAACACAAUUUGUCAGCAAUCUCCAAUGGGUCUUCAAAUCCUUCGUUAACAUCCCCUGGCAAGCAGCAGCAGCAGCAGCAACAGCAACAACAGCAGCGCUACACCUAUUUCGAUCCAAGUAAAACGCAUCGUGUCUCGAAUCCAUCACUGAAGGCAUUCCAGAAAAAUGCCGUAAUUUCGUACUUCGAGCGACAACAGCAGCACGCCCGCGAAAGCAUUCACUCACGGCCGAGCUCGCUUAACCUAUCGAUAACGUCCGGCGGCAAUAGUGGGAGUGCUACCAAUGCGGGAGGAUCUCCGGGAACAACCUCCAACACAAAGUUACAACCUGGGGGAAGUCCACCCGGUGUAUCAACGUCCGUCAUCAGCUCACACUCGCAGCGUUCGUCCAUAUCGAGUGCGUAUUCGUCCGCUGCCGGUAGCAUGAUGGAGCUGUCCAGUGCAUCACUCUCGAUGGGAAGCUACUCUCCGCCGAGCAGUCUUGCCGUACAGCAACAACUGGAUAAGUUGGCCGUGAACAAUCUGCGCAAUCAGCUUGCUUCGGUUCAUACGAUGAAUCUGCUGAACAAGGUUGUACCACCGCCUAGCAUACAACCAGAGCAGCAUCAUCACCACCAGCACCAUCAGCAGCAAAUGAUCAGUAACGCCACGUUGAUUCUAGCGUCGGCAACAGCAAAUGGGUUACCCAGUGCUCCGGGCUCUAGCAUGGGUGAUUCAAUGAGUGAAAGUCAUGAAAUGAUCUCUACACUUGAUGGUGCGCCGCCUCCACCGCCUCCGCCGAGGAACCGCGCCUCCAUGCUUCCGAUGGGUAGUGCGGUACCGUAUUCACCUUCAGCCCACAUGGCUACGGUGAGAAGAACAUCAUCUGCUUCCGAAUACUCCUCCAUACGAGACAAGCUGAUACAGCAACGUCAGCAACUCUCCAAGGAUCUUCUCGGACCGAUGAUCAUGGGUCCAAUAAUAGCACUCGACGACUGGGUACCGGAGCGUCCACCUAAAAAUCCAAUGCUUCGGAUACCGAGUCCCGAGUUACCACCGCCUCCUCCGAUGCUCACACCAACGGAGGACGUACUGCUGAUCAAUCAAGACGAACCGUUGCCUCCGCCACCACCGGAGCUGUUACGCCACAUGCGACAGUUGAGCGAUUCCGGUGACUGCCGAUCGAACUCCGCUAGCCGGAGAAACAGUUUCGCCGGUCAGACGAACAAAAAGAGUCUCUAUCGGGCUUCAACCUUUGAGAAUCUUUCUCCCGCCAAUGCAGCACCUGGUGGGCAACAUCAACAGAAUGUUGCCGUGGUGCCACCGAUGGUACCGAAGAAACCACAACAGUGUUCACCCGGUGCGGAAGGUCCGACGAAUGUGCACCGACGGCCAGCUUCGAGUAUGGCAAAGACACAAACGGUUCCUUCGAUGGCUUCCACGAUAAGCAAUGGUGGGUCAAUGCAAUCAAUGCAUCACCAUCAUCAUCAUCGAUUGUCCCAUCAGAUGGUACCGAACGGUAGACCAUCUCAAGAUCAACAACAUCAUCGGCUAUCGUUGCCACUGCAACAAACAUCAACGGCAACCGUACAGUCGGGAUUGAUGAUGAAUGUGUCACCACAGCAGCAGCAGCAGCAACAACAGCAGACUAACUUCGUUGCUGGUAGACAAUCCGAUACACGCAUAUCCGUACGUAAGCGUGCUCACAACUCGCAACAGAUGCCCGUUUCGGAGUAUCUGAUGAAAAUGAAUGGUGUCUCGCAAAAUGGUACCACACCACCGCCACCAUUAAAACCGCGCAUGCCAGUGCAACCGCUGGCCGAGUGUAAUGGGCAACAGCCAACACUGCAGCAAAUGCAGCAACAGUUCCUGCAGCAUCAACACCAGCAGCAGCAACAGCAACAGCAUCAGCAGUUCCAGCAACAGCAGCAGCAGCUCAUUUCGAUGGGAAGCAAAAGCUGCACGAGCAAGGAUUACUACAUCUAUCAAGUAACGACUCCUGAAACAGUGACACCGAUCGCAAAGGACGAAGAUGGCAAACGCACUGACAGGAGCAUAAGCUCGGUGUAUUCUCUCAACUGUCGUCAUGGUGGAAGUGAUACGAUUAGCAGUGACGACGACGAUGAAGACACUGAUGGAACUGUGUCCACCUCAACCUGCUCCGUUAUCUCCUCUUCCUCUUCCUCUGGUCAUUCGACUUCGCGCAACUGGCUGGAAAUGCUGAGUCCGCGAAUUCCUAGCCCGUUCAGGAUGAAACGCACAGUUGCGUUAACGAGCAACUCGAAAGCUUCCUACCUACCGAGACAGCCACGUGACAAGCUGCACUCUGACCCCGAUCAUGGUAGCUACAAGCUAACACUGACCUCCAAUGAGGACUGCAUCAAUCACAACAGUAACACUGGAGCCACUACCACAACGUCCAACACGGGCGGAGCGAGUGGCGGACAUGAUGGGUUCCCGGAGGAGAUCAUCUCCACAUCGCCCAAAUGCAAUCUACCGGAUGUGCUUCCACCCGGCGUAAAAUAUUCCCUUUACUCCACCAACAACAACAACAACAACAACAAUGUGAACAACAACAAUAGCAUCAACAAUCAUCAUAAUGGCGUCGGUAUGAUCAAGCCGAAGCACGGUGGUCCCCACUCUGCACCGAUCAUUUCGACGGCCAAUAGUCUGAAGUCACUGUUUAACUUCAGCACGAACUCAUCGUCCGACACGAAGGACCGUGAAGGACCGACCAUCCCGAGCACUCCGCCGGCCCUGAUGUUCAAUGGCAAUGGCAAUGCGAGUCCUCCGCUAGCGCAAAUUCAAGCCACCUCACCGAAGUACACCUCCCAGUCGUCGUUCGAUCUGAAGAAGACACAAAUUCUGGACACCGGAGAUGCACACUGCAAUGGGUACCAUCUACACAACGGCACCAGUGGCGGUAAUGCCGUUCUUGGUUUGCCGACUCCCACCACAAACAUGAGCGCCACCGCCACGCUGACCUCGAUCGCUUCCAUCAACCAUACCGUGGUGGAGGAGACGGAACCGAACGAUGCAUCGACUGCCCAUACCACACCCGACGAUAGUGUACCGCCGCCGCUUCCUUCCACGCCCUCGCCGGCACUCAGCAACGGUCCAUCCAGCUGUCUGGUGUGGCCACCGGCACAAACUGUAAAUAAUUGCAAUGAAAAUUCCGAAAUGCUGACCAAUUUCGAGCAACAGCACCAACACCAGCACGAAAGCACGAGUACCGUUGGUUCCGCGUGUGCCAGCUCCGAACGGUCCGUGACGGAGGCUACCAUCGACAGUGAAGUUUCGCCCGCCAGCACGUCCGCACGCGACGAUGCGUUGUCGUCGAACGACGCAACAACAACAACAACAAACGCAACGGAACCAACAGUCCCAAUCGAAGUUGUCGUGGCCAAAGAGCAGGAAGGAGAAAGUUGCCCUAGCGGGUCCGAUGCGUUUGUGAACGGUGGUGGUAGUGAUCAUCAAUCUGUGAGCAAUUCGACCGCAUCCAGCCCAUCCAGUGGUUCGCCGGUACUGGGUCUAGAACGCGUCACGAAAGAGAUCAACCUAACACCAGCAGUUGAUGAAGAAGUGAGUGAGCUUUCCGCAAGCACAACGCCACCACUGCAGCGAACGGAAAUAGUACUGCGCGUUCAAGCACCAACGUCUGAGGCGGCCUCACAGACAGAUAGUGACGAUACUGGAUCGAUUCUUAGCCGUGGUGUCGCCGAGCUAACGAUCGAUUGUGGUCUAAAGCGGAACUCAGAAGUGACUCACGUUAGCUCCAGUCAGCACUCAUCCAACGGAACAGUCACGUCGGUUGCAACAUCCACCACAUCCAGUCCAACUGCGUCACCCCCGGGAACGCCACCGAGUGGUAAAGAAACGUCCCAGAAGUUCUUUGCACCUGCGUCAUCCUCUCCACCACCGGCGACACCGCGUAAGCUCCAUCCGGAGGAGAUCGAUUGUGAUAAGCUGUCGCACGAUCUUGUCAGUCAACUGUCACCAUCGGAUAAGCUCCACACCAUACUGGCGCCGAAAACAUUCAAAUCUACGUCGGACUACGUGUCCGACCUGUUCAACAUCCAGAUCGCUCCCCGGCCCCUCAAGAAGGAUGCAUCGACCGCAACACCAACGGAGACGUGUGGCGGAACACCGAAAAGCCCGCUCGGUAUUCUGACGUCCAGUUCGACCUACUUUCAAAUCUCCGAACCGAAGGCGAAGCUGAUGACGCGCUACAGCCGCGAAAUGACCCUGAUCAAUGGUGAUUGCUGUGAUCUGACCAAGAAGAAGGAGGAACUUGUCCAACGUCUUGGCAAGAAGCUACUAGUCCUAACAAACGAGCAAACCAACAUCGCGGAGGAGAGCAAUGCGAACGAUCUGCUCGGUAACGAUGUUGCGCUAAAGGUGGCCCAGAAGGUACGCCCAGCUGACGCCUCCAAGUUCCGCUCGUACGUCGAUGACGUUGGGUACAUUACGAUGCUGCUUCUCUCCCUGUCCGGUCGGCUUGCCCGCACCGAGAACGCUCUGCACAUGAUCGAUGCUAACCAUCCGGAUAAGAAGAUCCUGGAAGCGAAACGUGAACGAUUGCUGGAGCAGCUGGACGAGGCAAAGCAGCUGAAGGAUGACAUCGAUCAGCGCGGUGCGACGAUCGCGCGCAUCCUCGAACAGUCGCUCACGAUCGAGGAGUACGCGGAUUACGAUUACUUUAUUAACAUGAAGGCAAAGCUGAUCGUGGAUUCGCGUGAAAUCACCGACAAGAUUAAGCUGGGUGAGGAGCAACUGGUCGCCCUGAAGGAUACGCUCGUACAGAGCGAAUGCUAGCCGGAAUGCGUCCAAAUGAUUGUGUUAUUUCUUUUUUGCUUGUUUGGCUGUUUUAUCUUCACGUGUGCGUUUUGCGUGUGUGUAUACUUUUAAGUGGAAUGUUUCGUGCUAGGUUUUUGGGGACCCAAAACCAGCCCCAUCGUGCAUUUUGUACAUAGGUAAAGGAACGCAAAGAAGGAAAAGGAAUGGCAUCGGUUCCUUUUUUUUUGCUUACUGUAAAUUAGUCAAAGUCUGGGUCGGACUUGCUUAUUACUACAGAGAGAAAGAGAGACAGAGCAUUCGAUCGUUUUAAGCUGUGUUCUAAUUAUACUCCCUUUCCCAAUUGCUAUUCUGUUCAUUCCUCUCUUCAAUUUCUGCUACCCAUCGGAUCAAAUUCUCUUGCAUUUCAACGGUGUGAAGUUGAAAUUCAAAGAGUGUUGCACCGCUUUCCCCAUAAACUAAUUCCAUAACCAUUUUCCCCCUCGGUUUUCCACCAAAUGCACCUUCUUUGGUUUCCUUCUGUUUCUCCCCUUUAUUAGUUUAUAUUCCACCCAGUUUCGUGUGAUUAUUAGUACGUGCGUGAAGCUUUUUCUUUUGUUCUUUUUUUUACAAUUGUAAGUCAUAUUCUACGUAUGCUUUCGAAGUAACCGAUAAGGAUGAAGUGUAUCAAAUCUUCCAUACGCAAUAAUGGUGCUUACAAUGUUGCAACUACAUCGAGCAGAGUAAAAUAUAAAUAAGGAAAGAUCGUGAUCCUAACCUGGGAAGGGAUGUAAAGAUUUGCAAAAAAGAAAAAUGACAGCUCAGCUUAGGUAGAAAAGGAAACAAAUACAAAAGAGAAAAAUUCGAUUUUAUUUGGUCAAGUAAGAGAAGAAAAAAGCAACAUAAUAACAACGUCUGUGUUAGUAACACUUACAAUUGCUUCUCUUUAAAAAAAACCCUCAACAUUUAGAUCAAAAGAAAAAAAAACAACAAUCUAAACUAAAAAGCGAACGAGAAAUGGGAAGAAAAUUGUGAUUUUAUCGAGAAUAAUUAUUUGCUCUGUGUGCUACUGCUGAACCGGCGCGUUUCGCACAAGAAAAGGUUAGCAGUUUAUAGCAUUAGGUAGUUUUAAAUGGUAAAGUUAAAUUCAAUUUAGAAGGAAAACAUGGAAGAAGAAGAGCUUAGAAACUACACGACCCGCAAACGAAAGGAGGAAGGUUUUGUUGUUGUUGUGGCGAGCGGUUAGAUUAGCUUAGUAUACUUUAAUUAUUCCUCUCGUCGAAACAGAAGGUAAUGUUUGCCUUGCCCCUUUUUGUAGAGGGAAAGUGUUUUUUUUUUAUUUUGGUUGUAUUUAGUGCGUUUAACAGUUUCUUUACAGUUUCCUCAUUCACUUUCAUUUUCCCUUUCGUCUGUAUCUCUGCUCACUCACUCACUAAACUAGGUCUAGUAAAAACAUUAUAGGAAAAGUAUGCUCGUUAGGGUUUAUCUGUCCCUGUUUUAGUUCGUCCCGGGACGCAACGCAAUAUAUCGUAUCCCUACGUUUCUUUAGUGCAGUAAUGUUGUCACCGAGCGGACAUGCAUGUUUACUUAUUACACGAACUUAUAUUGCCGAGCGCCGAAUCAAAGCGAAGAUCAAUACAUUAUCGAAACAGGAAUGCGAAAUAUAAUUAAAACAAAACGUAUGAAAACGAA
Anopheles funestus (African malaria mosquito) is the source of this 10824-nucleotide messenger RNA. RefSeq names its product protein Shroom. The record is from RefSeq and is a predicted model, not a curated record. Gene Ontology annotation, cellular component: adherens junction; apical junction complex; apical plasma membrane. Gene Ontology annotation, biological process: actin filament organization. The transcript has 14 exons. Bases 2446 to 9174 code for a protein of 2242 amino acids. Gene Ontology annotation, molecular function: actin filament binding. Lineage: Eukaryota; Metazoa; Arthropoda; Insecta; Diptera; Culicidae.